Molecule: messenger RNA, 2260 nt
Organism: Octopus sinensis (East Asian common octopus)
Lineage: Eukaryota; Metazoa; Mollusca; Cephalopoda; Octopoda; Octopodidae
Product: 2-hydroxyacyl-CoA lyase 2
Exons: 16
Coding region: 166-2043 (625 amino acids)
Biological process (GO): L-valine biosynthetic process
Cellular component (GO): acetolactate synthase complex
Molecular function (GO): thiamine pyrophosphate binding; flavin adenine dinucleotide binding; acetolactate synthase activity
Source: RefSeq, a predicted model, not a curated record
AUUUAAACAGGGCAACAAAACACCGCCGACACCGGUUUGUGAUUAGCUUAAACAAAUAUCGAUGUUUACAUCGAGGAGUUGAGAGAUCCUAAAGCACCGACCGUUGGCUCUGAUCUGGGACAGGACACCAACAGCAAGUGCUUCCGACGGUUUGACCAUAUCAAGAUGGAUCAGUACUUCAGUGGUUACCACCUGUUGACAUUGGGGCUGUCCACACUCGCCUUUGGUUCUCUGUUCGGCCUGAAGCGGUUGGGGUUGCUUUAUCAAUGGAGACAUAAGGUUGAUUCCAAGAUAAAAAAAAAUGGUGGAGAUUUAGUGGCAGAAACUCUAAAGGCUCAUGGUGUCAAGAACAUAUUCACCUUAGUUGGUGGUCAUAUAUCUCCAAUCCUGGUUGCCUGUGAAAGACUUGGUAUUAGAGUUGUUGACACACGACAUGAAGUUACCAGUGUUUUUGCAGCUGAUGCUGUUGCUAGAAUGUCUGGGACAAUUGGUGUGGCUGCUGUCACUGCAGGACCAGGUGUCACUAACACUGUGACUGCUGUCAAGAACGCUCAGAUGGCAGAAUCUCCAGUUUUGCUCAUAGGUGGCGCUGCAGCAACAUUGCUCAAGGGCCGUGGAUCUUUGCAAGACAUUGACCAGCUUUCCUUGUUUAAGUCUCUAUGUAAAUUCACAGCCUCAGUGUUGACUGUUAAAGAAAUUGUACCAACACUACAGAAAGCUAUCCAAACAGCUCAAAGUGGAACACCAGGCCCAGUUUUUGUUGAAUUCCCCAUUGAUGUUCUCUAUCCUUAUGAAACUGUGAAGAAAGAAUUAGGAAUGAAAGAUUCUGGCAAAGGUUUGAUGCAGAAAAUUGUGAACUGGUAUCUCCAGAAUCACUUGAACAAUUUGUUCUCGGGUGCUUUUGAAGACCGUAAUAUGUCUCCUCUUCAUGUGGACAUACCGAAGCCUUCUAACUCUCAAGUGCAGAAAUGUGCCGAGUUACUCUCCAAGGCCAAGAAACCUGUAUUCUUAUUGGGAAGUCAAAUUACACUGCCACCAGUUCCCGUAGAAAACCUAUGUCAAUCUCUAGAGAAUAUUGGUGUUCCAUGUUUCCUUGGUGGUAUGUCACGUGGACUUUUAGGAAGAAAUAACCCUUUACAGAUGAGACAGCAGCGUCGGGAUGCACUGAAAGAGGCUGACCUUAUUAUUCUUGCUGGAACUGUUUGUGAUUUCCGUCUUGGCUAUGGUCGGUCACUGAACCGAAAAGCGAAAAUAAUUGCUGUCAACCGUUCCAAAGAACAACUGCAUAAAAAUUCUGAUAUGUUUUGGAAACCAACUGUUGCCAUCCAGGGAGAUGCUGCUACAUUUGUCACUCAACUGUCUUCAACACUUCAAGGUUACAAGUGUGACCCAGAAUGGUUGUCCACAUUACGGGAAAGAGAUAAUCUGAAAGAGAAUGCAAACAAGAAAAAAGGUGAAGAAAAAACAGAUAAACACCUGAAUCCUGUGAAACUGUUACAACUGACUGAAGAGAUUCUUACAGACGACAGCAUUCUUGUAGCUGAUGGCGGUGACUUUGUGGGUACUGCUUCCUACAUUCUCAGACCACGUGGCCCUUUAUGUUGGUUAGAUCCUGGUGCUUUUGGAACUCUUGGUGUUGGUGGAGGAUUUGCACUUGGCGCCAAAAUUUGUCGUCCCGAAAGCGAUGUGUGGAUUAUAUAUGGUGAUGGUUCUCUUGGAUUUAGUGUGGCUGAGUUUGAUACUUUUACACGACACAAGCUGCCUGUUAUCGCUCUUGUUGGCAAUGAUGCUGGUUGGACCCAGAUUUUAAGGGAACAAGUACCAAUGUUUGGCAGCAGCGUCGCCUGCGAUCUAAGUUUCUCGUCCUACCAUACUGUUGCCCAGGGUUUUGGCGGUAAAGGUUACCAACUGGACAGAAGCAACGAAGAACAGAUGUCGACAAUACUCAGACAAUGCCAAAAGGAUGCCAGGGAAGGUCACAGUGUUCUGAUUAACGCUUUGAUUGGUAAAACUAACUUCCGUGAAGGCAGCAUAUCUGUUUAACAACUGCAGCAGCAACAACACUUGGAACAACAACAACCAUAAUAAUAAUAAUAAUAAUAAUAAUAAAUGAUAAUGAUAAUAAACAAUAACAGUACAAUGCAAUUUGUAGGAAAAGCACUUUGUUUAUUGAAUUAAACAAAUUGAACAAUAUUUUGAGAUUGUUCUCAAGUUCAAAAUGUAAAAUAAAAAGAAUAUAUUGUUAUAUUUCUCAAUGGUC